CACUCUGUCUUUGUCCUUCUCUUUGUGUCUCUGUUUCUCUGACGGUCCUUCCGCCAGUCUCUAUUUUUAUCCUUCUGACACACCCCCUGUGUCCACCUCUCUGUCUGUCUGUCUCUCCCCCUCCCUCGUCUCAGGUCCAGCUUCUGGUCCCAAUUAGUUGGUGGCGGCCAAGGCAGCGGCAGGUCCCCCACCCCCGGCUCCUCAUUACCGCUGGCGGCUCCUAAUGAGCCUGGGGAGGGGUGACCCCGCGCCCCCGGCCCCCCGGCCUGCGUCACUGCUCGGCGCGGGGGCUGCGGAGGCGAUAUAAGGGGGCUGCCAGCGCCGCUGCCCGAGCCCACUGCGCGGUGAUGGAGGCCCGCCAGGUGUCCACGAGCCCUCGGGUUCGGCGGCUGCUGCUGCUCCUGCUGCUGCUGGUGCCCUGGGGCGUCCGCACUGUCUCGGGAGUCGCCCUGCCCCCCGCAGGGGUCCUCAGCCUCCGCACCCCAGGACGGGCCUGGGUGGAUCCCACCACCCCCCGGCCGCGGAGGAGCUUGGCGCUGGCGGACGACGCGGCCUUCCGGGAGCGCGCGCGGUUGCUGGCCGCCCUCGAGCGCCGCCACUGGCUGAACUCGUACAUGCACAAGCUGCUGGUGCUGGACGCGCCCUGAGCGCGCCGCCGGUCCCCGCCUUAAUAAAGACCCUGCCGUGCGCUCUGGA
Cebus imitator (Panamanian white-faced capuchin) is the source of this 696-nucleotide messenger RNA. RefSeq names its product parathyroid hormone 2 (gene PTH2). The record is from RefSeq and is a predicted model, not a curated record. Gene Ontology annotation, cellular component: extracellular region. The transcript has 3 exons. Gene Ontology annotation, biological process: neuropeptide signaling pathway. Lineage: Eukaryota; Metazoa; Chordata; Mammalia; Primates; Cebidae. Bases 348 to 647 code for a protein of 99 amino acids.